AUGCCAAUUUCGAAUCAUGAAACAUUCUAUGAGGAGGCAAAAAGGAGACUCCGAAGAAAAAUACCAGCUGCUCAAGCUGUGACAUAUACCAAUGUCGAAUUACCCUAUCACUUUCCUCCAGAGGUGUAUAAAGUCUCAUUUAGCGAAGAAUUACACAAAGGAAUAUUAUACACUCGUGUCAACAAUUGGUUUGGCUCGAGAGAGGAAUUAAAAAAGAAUGAAAAGGCAUUGGGAAGAAUCAAACAAAAUCAAACCAUGAAAGAAUCACUGAGUAUGAACAACACGAUAGCAUCCUCUUCUCGAUUGUUUCAACAACGAGAGAUCACUCCCAAUAAUGAACCCAAUAAUGAACCCAAGACUUGCAUUCCCAUUCAACAACAAAUCUUAAUGACCAAUAAUAUUGGAGAUUUUCUAGCGUUUUACUUUUUAAAAGGUCACUAUCCGGAAGUGGAAUGGACUCUCUUUCAACAACAACAACCAGAAGACCAUGAAUUAUUGUUGAUGUUGACGACAAAAAACAGCAAGAUGGAAAAAACAAAUUCCACAUCAAGUUCACAAAUCAAUGUGCAAGAUGAUCAUCAAAAUGACAACAUUUUGAAACGUUUAUUUUCCAAAGACAAAUCCAUAUUGAAUAAGGAAGCAAAUUACAUAUGGGUCAUUGAUGCAAAUUUUAAUUUUGUUUUUGCUCCUGAACAUCAAGUGGAUUUUGCAUUGCAACGUGUUCGUGUGAAACAUGGAGAUUUGACAGCAAGUGGAUAUGUAGCUCUGGUUGGAAAUAUUGAUACACUUACAGUUGGAAGAUUACCUGCAAGAAUGGGAGGAGAAUUUCGUUUUGAUAAGUCAAAAGGAACCUGGAGAAUAGAUAAUGACUCUUCGUAUUGUUUUUUCAGAGAGGAUAAUCUAAUCAUUUCAAACACAGCCAACAUUAAAUGGCAAUUCAUGACAGAGUUAUUACUUCGAGCUCUUGGAAUUGUCACCAAUGAUAUUUUAUGGUUGGAUCUCGUUCAAUCGCGUCGUUUGGAUUCAUUCAUUGUUCAGAAAAUUUCUAAAACCUUCGUCCGUAUGAAGAAGGAGGAAGAAAAAGAGACAGCCAUGAGUGACGUGAGUCGAAAAUUUGCUCUUGUCAAUUUAUUUCGAGGAGUCAAUUUAUUGGAUAUUGUUUUUGAGGCAUUUGGAGCAAAGAGUUUCUUUUGCACCACAGGAAAAUUACUUGUCGAAAUUGUUGAAGCAUUGAAUUUACCACAUUUAGAUGUUUUUAAACUUCAACAUGCACAUUCGUAUUGUAAGGUGGGACUUCGUGGAUGUGAGACGAUUGAACAUCGUAAUUGGUGGGACAAGUACUACACCACAGCCAUUCAAAAGAGAAAUCAAAAUCCACAAUUUAAUGAAAAAUUCACACUCUAUGUCACGAGUAUGGAUGUUCAAAUUUUGGAUCUCAAGGUUUUUCACUCCAAGUUGGGAGUCAUGCCCAUUUUGUUGGGAGAAUGUGAAUUGGAAUUGUCAGAGUUGAAUUUUGAUGAAUUUGAUGAAUUGGAUUUGUAUUUGCCUCUUAUGGUUCCAAAGGGUGUCUUGUCUUUGCCUUCUCUGUCUUCGAGUAGUACGGACGAAGAUAAUGAGAAUCUAUUCGUUCGAAUGAACAUUGUACCUAGUAGUUUGGUUCAUGUGAAUUCCAUCACGGCUCAAAAUUCGGUCUCUGGAAAUAUUGCAUUCAUUGGCGAGAGUUUGAAACAGAUUGUAGGAAGUGAAACUGGAGUGACCAGCUCAAAGCAUCAAUCACGAGUUGGCAAGGUAUCGGUUGAACCCUCGGUUUCUAUGAGCUCUCUAAAUUUCAUGCAGACUUCGACACCAAGUUCAACAACUCCCCUCAUUCACAUCAAACUCAGAUAUGUGCCACACAUCAAGCAUGACUUUGGACAUUCAAACUCUGUGGGAUCACUCUCUUCUGAGAAGAAUGAAAGUGAACACAAAUUGCUCACCUUUAACGAAAUUAUUACGCAACUAGAAUUGGAGGAUGAAUAG
Messenger RNA from Naegleria fowleri, 2019 nucleotides. RefSeq lists its product as uncharacterized. The record is from RefSeq and is a predicted model, not a curated record. Bases 1 to 2019 code for a protein of 672 amino acids. The transcript is spliced from 4 exons. NCBI's taxonomy places the organism in Eukaryota, Heterolobosea, Eutetramitea, Acrasida, Naegleriidae.